AUGGCAGCCAUUCACCGUCCGGCACAUCUCACCCAUCAUGCCGCCAAAGUCGCCUCCGCCGCCUGUAUCGAGAAAUCCCAAACCAUGGGAGUACCCAUGAACAUUGCCAUUGUCGAUGCGUCUCUGUACCUCCUCCAUUUCGAGCGAAUGCCUGGCGCCAAACUCACCUCGAUCGACAUUGCCAUGAACAAGGCAUUUACGGCCGCAGGGCACCGCGCGCCCACAUCAAUCUACAAGGAGAAUGUCUGGCCCGGUGGUGCCGCUUUUGGGCUCAACAAUAGCAACAACGGCAGAUUCAUGUAUGUGGCAGGUGGGAUCCCUAUAAUUGUGGAGGGAGAGGUCGUCGGUGCCAUCGGCUGCAGUACAGGGACACCUGCACAAGAUACAGAAGUGGCGCAGGCAGGCGUCGACGCUGUGAUGGAGUAUAUCAAGAAGAGUCAACCAGAACCGAAAUUGUGA
This is a messenger RNA of Rhinocladiella mackenziei CBS 650.93, 459 nucleotides long. RefSeq lists its product as uncharacterized. The transcript has a single exon. Lineage: Eukaryota; Fungi; Ascomycota; Eurotiomycetes; Chaetothyriales; Herpotrichiellaceae. Bases 1 to 459 code for a protein of 152 amino acids. The record is from RefSeq and is a predicted model, not a curated record.